Phyllopteryx taeniolatus (common seadragon) is the source of this 1795-nucleotide messenger RNA. RefSeq names its product transmembrane protein 138-like. The transcript is spliced from 5 exons. The record is from RefSeq and is a predicted model, not a curated record. NCBI's taxonomy places the organism in Eukaryota, Metazoa, Chordata, Actinopteri, Syngnathiformes, Syngnathidae. The coding region runs from base 807 to 1349 and encodes 180 amino acids. Gene Ontology annotation, cellular component: cilium.
AGAGGGGCCGCGUGGGCCAAUUCGUCGGUCACGUGAUGCAAUGCGGCCGUCAUCGGCUGCGCGACCGCGGGAGUAUAUGCCUUUAGUCACUAGUUGGUCUCGAGGGUGUUGCUCUGUCUUGAAGAGGAGGCCUAAUCUCCUGCACACCUGUUAUGUCCGUGCCAAGCUAUUAAUACAUCUCCUGGACUGGCCUUGUUGGUCGAAGAGGAUCCACUGGAUGUCACUUAGAAGACUAUCAUGCAUUCAUCCUGGCUCAUUGGAUGCCGAGCGGUGCGCAAAAAGUAUUUACCAUAUCUCACCUAAUGAUCCCAGAGGCAGCAACCAGAGUGAAGUGAAGUAGACCUGUUCCCCCCCCCCCCCCCCCCCCCCCCCAGAUGGCAGAUGGUGAAGAAUUUGAGUUUGUUAUCAUUGAAUGGAUCGGAAGUAACUUGAAAUGAUAUUCAAUACUUUAUCCUUUCUUUCUGGAAUAUUUCAAAUCAUCGCGCGAGGAAGCCCUCCACACAUGCAUACAGUAUCUGGAUUUGGGUGCAGAUGUCUCUCCAGUUUCAAAAUGAAGAAUCAAUAAUAAUAAUUAAAAAAAUAAAUAAAGUAGAAGUUUGCCAUUGCUAAAGCCUUGACCACCUUCCCUGCCUGAACUGAAGCAAUACAACUCAAGUCAGUCUUGACAUGAUGAUAGCAGUGUAUUCCAGAAAGUGUAUCCUACAAACUGACCCCAUUACCAACCAACGGAAGGUCUCGAUGCGUCCUUUAAUCCACCAGGAGUCCCGAUUGCAGGUUGAUGUUGGUAUAUAGAGAUCAGUGCAGCCAUGGAUCCAUUGUGGAACCAGAAUCCGCCUGGGCGCCCCGCCUAUGGGACGGAGAAGCUCCAACCCAGAAAUUACUCACUGGUUUUACUUUUUCAACUCAGCCUGCUCUCCUUCGACCUGUUUGUCAACUCAUUCAGUGAGCUGCUGAGAGAUGAACAAGCAGUCCAGCUGGUACUUUUCGUAAUUCAGGACAUUGCCAUCUUGUUCAACCUCAUCAUCAUUCUUUUGAUGAUGUUUAACACCUACGUGUUCCAGAUCGGUCUGGUAGCCAUAUUGCUGGAGAGAUUUAGAGCUUUGCUAAUGCUCUCUACACUCUAUUUGACCUUCAGUGUAACACUACAUUCCUGGUUCAUGAAUCUGCGAUGGCUAAAUACCAACCAAUUUAUUUGGACAGAUGGCCUUCAGGUGUUGUUUGUGCUCCAAAGAGCUGCUUCUGUGUUGUACUACUACUUCUACAAGAGGACCUCAGAGUAUUUGGGUGACCCCCGCCUCUAUGAGGAUUCACCAUGGCUGCGAGAGGUCUUUGCACAAGACCGGCAGUGAGACACCCCCAAGAAUGUUUAGCUAAAGACCAGUGAUGCUGUAAAAUCCACAACACCAGGAGCGUGUGGUUAAUGGGACCAAAAAAAAAAACAUGCAAGAAAAACAACAAUGAGAAUGAUCUGCUUUCAGUUGCAUUUCACGUGUGCUUUUUGCACAGUCUCAAAAGCUGCUUGUUUUUAUUUUUACAAGAAUAAUACAUUGACGUAAUUUAUGUCACCAUACUUAUCCGUAGACUGAAAUUGCCACAUCACACAGGAAUCACGGUAGUGAAAAAUGUAAUUCCCAUGUGCCAAAAUGUGUAUAUCUUAAGUUGUUUUAAAGGUUGAGUGUCAUGUUGAGACUUAUGAACAGAGAUUUAUUUAAAGUUUAUUAGUCACAUUUUUUUUAUGCUGCAUCUUUUAACGACCAUGUAUUUCCACUGAUCUAUAUACACUUCAGACUAUGAA